AUGCCCGACUCACCACCGAGCUUGCCAAUCGUGAUGCCCACCGAUUACCGUGCCAAAUUUAACGCUGAACCUACCUCAUGCGACGAAAACUUUACAGCGGAGGUCCAAAGAAUCUUGACAAUGCUUAAUACUUCUACUGCGAGACUUGAUGAGAUCGAACAAGUUCUUCAAAACUACCAUAACAAUUUUGGUAGAGUCGCAACCGAAUUCGAAUCAAUCAAUGGAGCUAUCUCAACACUCCAAAACGAAAUUGAUCGACGCUAUGCCAUUAUCCAAAGGAUCGAGCCUAUUGAGGAAGCAGAAGUUCGAGAUAAUCCUCAUCUGAUCAACAAAGUGAUGCAAAUCAAUCCGAAGCUUCUUCCGGUUUGA
Molecule: messenger RNA, 369 nt
Organism: Ambispora leptoticha
Lineage: Eukaryota; Fungi; Glomeromycota; Glomeromycetes; Archaeosporales; Ambisporaceae
Source: the annotation of a GenBank genome assembly